AUGAGUAUUGUCAUGGCAGUGGCCUUGGCUUUCAGACAAAUGCGAUUCUGUUCAUCUCAAUGUCCCUGCUCCAAUGCAUGUUCGCUACCUGCGCCAAAUGCCGAGCUGUGUAUCAAACAGGAACUGGAUAUUUUGACCCAACUCCGACAUGAAAACAUCGUCAAAUUCCUUGGCUACUGCGAUGAUCAAGAGGAAGGUGCAAUUGUGUUCGAGUACGUUCCGAAUGAAAAUUUGCAAGAGAAACUCCAUGGAAACGAAAGGAAAUUGCUUCCAUGGAAGACUCGAUUGAGCAUAGCUUUUCAGCUUGCUGAAGCAAUCGAGUUUUUGCACGACAAAUGCAGUCUCCAGAUUGUUCAUGGCGAUAUUAAAGCUUCGAAUAUCUUGUUAGAUGAGUGUUUCAACUACAAACUCUGCGAUUUUGGGUCGGCGAAGAUGGGAUUUUCGUCGAUGGUGGUGCCACCAAGGACGAAGCAGAUAAUGGUAGGCUCACCGGGGUACACUGACCCUCAUUAUUUGAGGACGGGUAUUGCUUGCAAGAAGAACGAUGUUUAUAGUUUGGGUGUUGUUAUUUUGGAGCUUGUGACCGGAAUGGAAGCCUUCUGUCCCAAAAGGGGACAAUUGUUGACUACGAUGGUGUCGCCAAAGUUGAGAGAGAUUGCUGAUGGUGGUGUUGGGGUGGCUGGAAUGGUGGAUCUGAGGCUGGGCGGUGAGUUUGACUGGGAAGAGGCUAAAGUCAUGCUUACAAUUGCUGGACUUUGUCUUCAACAGUCGCCUACUGAUAGGCCUUCUGCUGCAGAAAUCAUGCAGACGAUGAAGGGUAAGAUCAAUUCCAUUGAUUCACGGUUGUCGCUGCCGUCACCAGCCAAAGGCCGUCAUUGAUUUAUUCCAUGGUGAUGAUCGUAUUGAAAUCAGUUUAGUGCCCCUUAGAUUAGAUGUGAAUUUAACACAUGUAAUGCGAAAUAUCAAAUCUUUAGAACAAACGAUUUUUACUGCAAAUUCAACAGAUGAACUGGAUUUUGAAUGAUUGUAAGUAUAGUUUCCAGAAACGAUACGAAAUACAAGUUGAACAUUAUGAAUACUCGAAUUCGGAUAACUCGACAGUUCAAACUCAAACUGAAUUUGUGAUUUUUUUCCUAGUCGAA
Hibiscus syriacus is the source of this 1142-nucleotide messenger RNA. RefSeq names its product probable receptor-like protein kinase At1g33260. The record is from RefSeq and is a predicted model, not a curated record. Lineage: Eukaryota; Viridiplantae; Streptophyta; Magnoliopsida; Malvales; Malvaceae. Gene Ontology annotation, molecular function: protein kinase activity; ATP binding. Gene Ontology annotation, cellular component: plasma membrane. The transcript is spliced from 3 exons. Gene Ontology annotation, biological process: protein phosphorylation. Bases 1 to 879 code for a protein of 292 amino acids.